This is a messenger RNA of Fraxinus pennsylvanica, 963 nucleotides long. NCBI's taxonomy places the organism in Eukaryota, Viridiplantae, Streptophyta, Magnoliopsida, Lamiales, Oleaceae. The record is from the annotation of a GenBank genome assembly.
AUGCCGGAAUACUGUGUAACUGGGGGCACAGGGUUUAUAGCAGCUUAUCUGGUUAAGUCCCUUCUGGAAAGGGGUCACAGAGUAAGGACCACAGUAAGAGAUCCCGAAAAUGUAGAAAAAGUUGGCUUUCUAAGGGAGCUGAAUGGAGCCGAGGAUAGACUUAAGAUUAUGAAAGCUGACUUGCUGUUGGAGGGAAGCUUUGACGAAGCCGUAGAGGGAGUGGAUGGAGUGUUCCACACUGCUUCUCCAGUGCUCGUUCCCUACGAUAAUAAUGUCCAGGAAAAUCUGAUUGAUCCAUGCAUAAAGGGAACCGUGAAUGUGCUAAACUCCUGCAAGAAAGCAACCAAUUUGAAAAGGGUUGUACUAACUUCUUCCUGCUCUUCAAUAAGAUACCGAUAUGAUGUCCAACAAGUUUGCCCGCUUAAUGAAUCUCAUUGGAGUGAUCCAAAUUACUGUAAAGACUACAAUCUGUGGUAUGCUUAUGCAAAAACUAUAGCAGAACAAGAAGCUUGGAAAAUGGCAGAGAAAAGUGGGAUUGAUCUAGUGGUGGUGAACCCUUCAUUUGUUGUUGGUCCUCUGCUUGCACCUCAACCAACCAGUACACUUCUACUGAUAUUGGCUGUCAUUACAGGCCACAAAGGAGAAUAUCCAAAUACUACUGUAGGGUUUGUGCACAUAGACGAUGUUGUGUCUGCACAUAUUUUAGCGAUGGAGGAAAACAACGCAUCAGGAAGGCUCGUAUGCUCGAGCUCAGUGGCACAUUGGUCAGAGAUAAUUGAGAUGCUAAAAGCCAAGUAUCCAUCCUAUCCUUACGAAAACAAGUGCAGUAGCCAAGAAGGAGAUAACAAUCCACAUAGCAUGGACAGUAGCAAGAUUAUUAAGUUGGGGCUUCCUCCUUUGAGAACACUGGAUCAAAUGUUUGACGACUGCAUUAAGAGUUUCCAAGAGAAGGGGUUUCUUUAA